Alternaria atra is the source of this 1746-nucleotide messenger RNA. RefSeq lists its product as uncharacterized. The transcript has 2 exons. Gene Ontology annotation, cellular component: cyclin-dependent protein kinase holoenzyme complex; nucleus. Bases 1 to 1746 code for a protein of 581 amino acids. Gene Ontology annotation, molecular function: protein kinase binding; cyclin-dependent protein serine/threonine kinase regulator activity. Gene Ontology annotation, biological process: regulation of cyclin-dependent protein serine/threonine kinase activity. Lineage: Eukaryota; Fungi; Ascomycota; Dothideomycetes; Pleosporales; Pleosporaceae. The record is from RefSeq and is a predicted model, not a curated record.
AUGCACCUUCCCUACCCAAGCAUCUCCAACAACUAUGAGCACGACCCGCUACGGACAGCCCCAAGAGCUCCUCUCACACCCCCGGACCUCCCGGGCUCAGCAGUGAGGGUAGUCUCGCUACCGCCAAACCAGGGUGCUGGGCAUCAGUACGGCUACCAGUUGCCUGCUAUUGGCAACUCCAGAUCAGUGGCAGCACCAAGAAGUCCCAGUCCGCCAAGGCAACAACCACAAGCACAAGAGAUGGCUCAAACACCAAGGAAGAAGUAUUCGAUAUCGCCAAAUCUCAAGAUACCACCAACUAUCAGCACACCACAAGAGGGCCUUCCUCAGCUAGCAGCAGAGGUGACAUGUCUCUUCUGGUUCGAAAGCUCCACAACGCUCAAGCAGGUACUCGAGACUGCCUCGCCACGUCAGCCCAUGCAACCUCUCGUCCCCGACGCACAUCCCACGACUGGAUUCCGGAAAUGGGUAGCAACUAUCUUGACGACUACGCAGGUUGCUCAGAACGUCAUUCUUUUGGCAUUGCUUUUCAUCUACAGGUUGAAGCUGGCCAACCCCACGGUCAAGGGGAAGCCUGGUAGCGAAUACCGCCUACUGACGGUCGCCCUUAUGCUCGGUAACAAAUUCCUCGAUGACAACACAUACACGAACAAAACAUGGGCCGAGGUCUCGGGUAUUUCGGUGCAAGAGGUACACAUCAUGGAGGUCGAAUUCCUUAGCAACAUGCGAUACAGCCUGUUCACAUCAAAGGAGAAGUGGAAUGAGUGGCACGGCAUUCUGGGCAAAUUUGGCACCUUUUUCGAUCGAGCAUCCAAAAUUCCAGCCUCCGGUGCUGUAAGCCCAGUCGGUCCCCAGAACGUGCUCGGCCUACCACAAAGCUAUGCUCCGUCACCACCGACCCAGCAGCAAACGUCUCCACCGACUUCGAUGAUGUACUCUCCAACCCACAUGUCAUUUUCCAAUACCCCUCUUUUGCAACCACAGGCCACGUCCGCCACUGUUUCUCCUAUUGGCGCUCUUCCGGAGCUAGGUCCCAUUCAGCGCAAACGCAGUGCUGAUUACAGCAUCGAGCCCCCAAUGAAGCGACAGGCCCAUGGAUUUGCACCUGGUCCUUACAGCAAUGCACCUUUGAUCCCAACGUUGCAGACGCCUAUCAAUAGGUCAUUCGAGCCACCACCAUCUGUAAACCGACUCCCCCCUCUGCCAAGUCUCUCGAUACCUCCACCCCAGCAGAUGCCACCUACCCAGUUGAAGAACUGGUCCGACCUUCCCUUACCAGUCCCUGGUGGACGAUCCAUGGCCAUGGUCUACCCUCCACCAGUCCAGUGGCAGCAACCGAAUAACACACCAACUUCAUCAGGCCCCCCUCCUUAUACCCACAAUUACACACCUUCUACCGAUCAGUCCCGACAGAUUAGUCCAUAUCCCCAGUCAGCUGGGUCCUCACCCGUGGGCAAUUAUCCGGCAACAGGUUCGAGACAAUUGUCGCCAUCGCAUUUCCUUAACCAGCGCCAGUCUCCUUAUCGACCAGUCCGCAGUGUGCAGACACUACUUGUGCCUCCGCCUUCGACCUCGAUCCAUAAUCCAGCGAGGAACAUCGGAUACGAUCAGAUGCAAUAUCAGCCUUUGGGCCGACCUAUGACUGAUCGCCGCUCUGGCCUCCUGCCGUACAUGGACCGUAGUGCAUGGCCCGAGACGAAUCAGUUUAACCAACUUCCCGUUCCCCAACAACCCAUCUUCCGGUAA